Molecule: messenger RNA, 1429 nt
Organism: Physella acuta
Lineage: Eukaryota; Metazoa; Mollusca; Gastropoda; Physidae
Molecular function (GO): protein binding
Source: RefSeq, a predicted model, not a curated record
AUUUUAGAAUAAUCGGAUUUUCCCCAUAUUAUUUUUUCAGCUUACUGAUCAUAGAUCUGAAAAGUAAAUAGGACUCUCAAUCAUGUCUGACCACCUAAAGAAAUAUUUAACUACCCAGCUCGAGCUAUUGGACGAGUCAAGUUUUCAUCUACAGAGUAGCAUCAGUCAUUUUGUACAGCAAAUUAAAACAAGAGUAAUAGAAUGUAUACACAAUACUUCUGACACCAACAUUACAUUGAAAGACGCAGUUGUGGUUGUAGCAACAGCACAGAGUACAAUACUAGAAUACACAGACAAUUUCACGGAAUCCACAAAGAUGACAGGAUAUAAGAUAACACCCAAAAGUAAAAGUUUAAAAUCAACAGUAGAAAAUAUUUUAACAGACUCUACACCUGCUCAAUUUUACAUUAUAUCUAAAGUUUCAAUUCAUGCAGAAAAAAUAAGAAGACUUGAAGAUAUAGAAACAGCAUUAACUUCUCUACAAGACACAAAACAAAAGACUAAAGAUGACAUCUCAGAAUUAAAACAAUGGAGAGACAACUUUGUAACAGAACAAAGUGAAAUGGCGGUGAAAAUUAGCAAUGUGUCUAAGAAACAAAAACAGAAUUUAAAAAACUUAAAAAAACAACAACAUGAACAAGACAACAAAAUAGAAGAGAUGAACAAAGUAAUUGAAAAAUUAGAAGAAAAAGAAUCAACAACAAACAAAGCACUAGAGGAACUGUCUCUAGUUUUGAAAGACCAUGAAAAAAACUUAUACAAAAUAAACAAAGAGAUCCAGAAUCACACAGACAAAAUAGAUCAUUUAACCCAAGAAAUUAAAAUACAUUCUGAUUUGAUAACUACAACACAAGAAAAAUUACUGUCUAAGCAUGGUGUUGUUUGUCAACUUCUACAACAGAGAUUGUCGCCUAUUGACAAAAUGAUUCAAGCAAAUAACAGAAACUUAGAGACUACCAAGGAAAAAUUGAAUAAGAUUGAAACUCUGGAAAAAGAUGUUUUAAAGUUGUCACAGGAUUUUCAGGUAUUUGCGAAUCAACAAGUGAAACAUCCAGCACCAGGGUUUUUUGCUUCACAAGGUCGCUGGGACGGGAAAAGAUAUGACAACGUUAUUACAUUCAUGGCUGUAGAACGUAACGUAGGAAACCAUUUUGAACCAAACACUGGAGAGUUUACCGCCCCUGUUGAUGGCCUGUAUAAAGCAAGUCUUACAAUAAAACGAACGGGAUAUCGUGCUGUACAAGCUGGUGUUUAUCACAAAUCUGGUGGUGUGUUGUCACGGCCCGGGAAUGUUUGGACACAAGAUAAAUCUGUAGAAGCUUCAAGGACGUUUGAGGUUAAGAUGAAAACUGGAGAUGUUUUAUUUUCAGCCACUGACUUUACGGAUUUGGAAUGUUCACAUUUUUCUUGUUCCUUUCUUGACGUCUAA